Malurus melanocephalus (red-backed fairy wren) is the source of this 2460-nucleotide messenger RNA. RefSeq names its product retinol dehydrogenase 12-like. The transcript has 7 exons. Lineage: Eukaryota; Metazoa; Chordata; Aves; Passeriformes; Maluridae. Bases 58 to 1020 code for a protein of 320 amino acids. The record is from RefSeq and is a predicted model, not a curated record.
AGGGGCGGGGAGCGCGGAGCCCGUGCGCCUGCAGUGUGCGUGUAGAAGGCGGCAGCGAUGCUCAACUGCUGGGAAGCCGCGCUGGGCGCCGCCGUCUCCAUCCCCGUCUUCCUAUUCGUGGCAGCGCCCUACAUCAGGCGGUAUGUCGCUGGAGGACGGUGUAAGUCGACAGCACGGCUGGAGGGGAAGGUGGUGAUAAUCACAGGAGCCAACACAGGCAUCGGGAAGGAGACUGCCAGAGACCUCGCGCGAAGAGGUGCAAGGAUAAUUAUUGCCUGCAGAGACAUAGCAAAGGCAGAAGCUGCGGCCAGUGAAAUCCGAGCUGACACAGGGAACCAGCAAAUCAUUGUGAAACGACUGGACUUGGCUGAUACAAAGUCCAUCCGGGAGUUUGCUGAGAAAUUUCUAGCAGAGGAGAAGGAACUCCAUAUUCUCAUUAAUAAUGCUGGGGUAAUGUUAUGCCCCUAUUCUAAGACUGCUGAUGGCUUUGAGAUGCAUCUGGGAGUCAAUCACCUUGGUCAUUUUCUCUUGACUUUCCUCUUGCUGGAGCGUCUGAAGCAGUGUGCCCCAGCCCGCAUCGUGAACGUGUCCUCGCUGGCUCAUCACGGAGGCCGAAUCCGCUUCCACGAUCUCCAGGGAGAGAAGAGCUACAACCGUGGCCUCGCCUACUGUCACAGCAAAUUGGCCAACGUGCUCUUCACCCGGGAGCUGGCCAGRCGGCUGCAAGGCACCAAAGUCACAGCAAACGCUCUUCAUCCUGGCUCUGUCUAUUCUGAACUGGUCCGGCACUCAUUUGUAAUGACUUGGCUGUGGAAGAUAUUCUCCUUCUUCUUGAAGACACCUUGUGAAGGAGCUCAGACCAGUAUCUACUGUGCAGUAGCUGAGGAGCUGGACUCUGUGACAGGACAGUAUUUCAGUGAUUGCCAGCCAGCAUACGUAUCUCCACGUGGCCGGGAUGAYGAGACGGCAAAGAAGCUGUGGAGCGUGAGCUGCGAGCUCCUUGGCAUCCAGUGGGACUGAGCAAUACCAAGAGUGUACCUGGCUGGACCCAGCGAUGCUUCYCUAGGGAAGAGCUGCUAGGAGACCUCAAGAGUCAAAUGCCGAGACUUCAGCUGCCCUAAGGACGGCUCUGUGGGCACAACCUAAUUCGAAUUUCUGGAGUAUUACACUUAAGUAUUGAGAUUUGUAAGCCCCAAGAAUCAGUACCUYUUCUUAGCUGGAGAAUUAGAGCACUAAUGCAGGGAGCAACCUGCUUGGUAUCUCACACAGCAGCUCAAGGCUAUGGUUCUCUGGCUUUAGAAUAGAAAGGGAGGUUGCAGUCUUAGAUUUAGAUUAUAAAGUAACAAUGAAUUACCUUACAUAAAGUUAGGUUGAUGUUUUUCCUAAAAGCAAUAGUAAAAAGGUAGGACUCCUAACUUGUGAUCUAUGAGGUUUCCUUCAGUUCCUACCCUUUGAACUGGCAGAGUGAAAGUAUUUUAGGAUAUUAGAUUUUCUGGCAAGUAAGGCAAUACAAAUGUUCUCAAACACACAAAAACAGGUGCUGGCCUUUCUGUGCCAAGCAUUAGGUAAAGUUUUUAAGUGGAAUCACUUUUUUCUGCAUGCUCUGUAAGAAGCUGGACCCUAGCCACUGAGAUAUCAGACCCUAAAUGCCCACUGAUCGCAUUAUGUUAACUGCAGGUUGGCAAAUCUUCUGAGAACCAGCUUUUGGUGUAGGUGACUAGAAGGUUAAGAACUGCAGGAGUGCUGCAAUUUUGCAGAGCCAAGUUAUUAAAAGAAUCAAUAUCUCUCCUGUGAAGCACUGAGCAAAGAUGGUGUAAAAGUUGUCACAGUAAAUCCCCCACCUGCACUUUAAAUUACUUUAGAACCUAGAAAAUAGAGUAGAAUGAAUAAAGAAAAUUUCAGCCCUGUUAAAAACCUAUUAAACAACUUCAGCUGAGACUUAAAUGACACCAAACUCCCUAGGGCUAGAUAGCUGRAGCAGGAGGUGGGACUAUCUUGGUAUUAUGGUCAAGCUGACUACCGGACAGGAAAGUAAGACUUGCACAGAAAUCCUUGGAUUUGUCUGCACAGCAGUUACCAAGGGUGCCAGCAUGCCCAUGCAGGACCACACAGCUUGCACUUCACAAGACAGCUGCCUCAGGCCACACAGCAGUGGGACUGCUCCCUUGGAACUCCAGUGCAACUUGAGUGCAAAUUGCUAGAGUGUGAUCCAUAAUCAGGGAUUAUUUCUGUAAGAGUUUAGCAGUCAGAAACAGAGUGCCACAGCUCAUAGGAUUAUCUUCUGCAUCUGAAAAAAAGUCUGGAAGUUUUUGGACUUGCAUAUGAUCCAGUCACUGUGACCAACUGCCAGUUUUGGAAAACAAAUGCUAAUUUUAAUUCUUUCUGUCUGGAUGCUAUCUAUGCAGAUCAGUUCUGUGCUACCUCUGAGCAAUACUAAAUAAAGCCAUUUUCCUUUUACAA